Chlorocebus sabaeus (green monkey) is the source of this 2222-nucleotide messenger RNA. NCBI's taxonomy places the organism in Eukaryota, Metazoa, Chordata, Mammalia, Primates, Cercopithecidae. The record is from RefSeq and is a predicted model, not a curated record.
GGCUGGCAGCGUGUGGGGAGCUGUACAUCGAGCUGCGCGCAAGGUGGCGACUGCACGUGUGGGCUUGGGGACUGGGCGCACUGGGGGCUGCAGGCGCUGGGGAGGGUGUGGUGGGCUGUGCGUGGUGCUGCCCUCACCCGAGGCUGCACGCUCGGGAAAGCGCAGAGGCGGGGGUGCUGCGAGCGGUGGGGAGCACGUGGGCGGACACGCAGGGACUGCCCGCGCGAAUGGCUUCGACAGCACGCGCCCCACCCCACAUUUCACAGUCGCCAUGACGACCGGGAGGUCGGCAACGGCUGCGGGGACAAGUCCGUUGAGGCUGCCAGGCUAGUCAGGCCUUUCUGAACCUCGCCCGACUCGCCUGGGCUGUGCCUGAAAUUGACCCAGCUCCACCAGGGAUUAUGAGAAAACAAGGAGUAAGCUCAAAGCGGCUACAAUCUUCCCGCCCCAGCCAGCCUAAGCGGCGGCGCGGGGCCUCCCCCGCCCGGGAGCCGGAGGUGGAGGAGGAGGUGGGAAGGUCGGCGCUAUGCAGCGGGAACCUGCCAAGGGGCACCAGGAGGUCCUCCCCGCGGAGGAUCCGAAAUCUGAAAGCGCGAAAAGGCUUGGAGCUGGAGGUGAUGGCCAACACAUUUCUUCUCGGCCCCUUCCAGUUCGUCCAUAAUUUCCUGGCGCAGCUCCGGGAAAAGGUGCACGAACUGCAGGCGCGGCGGUUCUCCACCAGGACCACUCUCGGCAUCGCCGUCUUUGUGGCAAUUUUACAUUGGUUACAUUUAGUAACACUUUUUGAAAAUGAUCGUCAUUUCUCUCACCUCUCAUCUUUGGAACGGGAGAUGACUUUUCGCACUGAAAUGGGACUUUAUUAUUCCUACUUCAAGACCAUUAUUGAAGCACCUUCAUUUUUGGAAGGACUGUGGAUGAUUAUGAAUGACAGGCUUACUGAAUAUCCUCUUGUAAUUAAUACAGUAAAACGCUUCCAUCUUUAUCCAGAGGUAGUCAUAGCCUCCUGGUAUCGCACAUUCAUGGGAAUAAUGAAUUUAUUUGGACUAGAAACUAAGACCUGCUGGAAUGUCACCAGAAUAGAACCUCUUAAUGAAGUUCAAAGCUGUGAAGGAUUGGGAGAUCCUGCUUGCUUUUAUGUUGGUGUAAUCUUUAUUUUAAAUGGACUAAUGAUGGGAUUGUUCUUCAUGUAUGGAGCAUACCUGAGUGGGACUCAACUAGGAGGUGUUAUUACAGUACUGUGCUUCUUUUUCAACCAUGGAGAGGCCACCCGUGUGAUGUGGACACCACCUCUCCGUGAAAGUUUUUCCUAUCCAUUCCUUGUACUUCAGAUGUAUAUUUUAACUUUGAUUCUCAGGACCUCGAGCAAUGACAGAAGGCCCUUCGUUGCACUCUGUCUUUCCAAUGUGGCUUUUAUGCUUCCCUGGCAAUUUGCUCAGUUUAUUCUUUUUACACAGAUAGCAUCAUUAUUUCCCAUGUAUGUUGUUUAGUUGUUACAUUGAGACAAGCUAAAUUUCAGAAGAUGGAUUUAUGUGAACAUGGUAACAUUUUUAUUAUAUCUGAGUAUUACUCUUUCAAAUUUUGUAUUCUUGCAAUUUUUUUCAAUGUACUUAUCUUCUUAUUAUUCUUCAUCUUUAUUAAUGACGUGGUGAUGUUUAGCAAUAAUUCUAAAGAGAAAUGAAAUUCUAAAACUGGGAGUAUCUAAACUCAACUUUUGGCUAAUUCAAGGUAGUGCCUGGUGGUUUGGAACAAUCAUUUUGAAAUUUCUGACAUCUAAAAUCUUAGGCGUUUCAGACCACAUUCGCCUGAGUGAUCUUAUAGCAGCCAGAAUCUUAAGGUAUACAGAUUUUGAUACUUUAAUAUACACCUGUGCUCCUGAAUUUGACUUCAUGGAAAAAGCGACUCCGCUGAGAUACACAAAGACAUUAUUGCUUCCAGUUGUUAUGGUGAUUACAUGUUUUAUCUUUAAAAAGACUAUUCGUGAUAUUUCGUGUGUUUUAGCUACAAACACUUAUCUAAGGUAAAUAUAUCAUCAUUGUUUUUAAAAUAUACUGUAUUCAAUUAUUAAAUAACUUACUGUAACAUUAAUUUUUCAAAUGAAUAUGCAUUAAACUUUAGCAUUAUGAUUAAGAAAGGAGAUAUGAACCAAACUUAAAUGUUUUCUUUAAAAUAUUAUUCUUAUGGAUUUUUUUUUUUUUUUUUUUGAGACGGAGUCUCACUCUGUG